AUGCUCGUCUUUAGGACCGCUGCCCUGCAACAGGGCUACGCUAUUUUCCUAUUAUUGGCAUUCUCAACUCUAAUCUCUGCCAUAACGGUCGACGUUUGUUCUAGUUUCAACACGGCCGAAACGCCACUGAACAAGAACUACGCCUUUGCCAUCACGCAGCAGAACUCGUGCUGGUGCUCCAACUACUAUCCUGAUAAGGCCUCGACAGUCAGCAUCAAGGAGUGCAACGUGCCUUGCCCUGCCUGGCCUGACGAGUACUGCGGCGGCCGUGGCUUGUAUGGCUAUCUCGCCCUCAACGAAGUCGCCCCGUCCGGCACCAAGACGGCACCGGCUUCCACAUCAACGCCUACUGAGAGCACAGCUUCAACCUCCGCAUCGACGUCCUCCACCUCCAUGGCUACCUCCACCUCCGCCUGGUCUUCUUCCUCUUCUUCCUCCUCCACUUCUUCUUCCACAUCAGAGACGUCGACUACUUCUACAAGUAGCUCAUCCUCUUCAACAAGCGACUCAACGACGUUUUCCACCAGCACGCCGCCGCCAUCAUCGACUCCGACGACCACGCCUACCGAUGGCAGCGGCGGCAGUGGAAGCCGCAGUACCGGCAGCACUCCUUCACAGACAGCCGAUCCAAGCAAGGAUGAAAGCGGCGGCAGCGCUGGCGGCGGGUCCAAGAAGUCGGGGCUGGGCACAGGGGCGAUCGCCGGAAUCGCAGUUGGCGUGGUCCUCGGCGUGCUGGCCCUCGCCGGUGCUCUUUUGUUCUUGUUCCUCCGACGAAGGAGACAGGGCAAGGACGAGUACCAGAACGACCCGAGCGUGCGAGGCAGCUCAUCCGGCAUGGUGGGCGUGAUUCCCGGAGACUUGACGGGCAACAGCGGCUCGCCAGCCUCGCCCGUUUCGGUUGCCAACAGAAACAGCACGAUCCAGAUCGAUCCUCGAAUGGACCCAUUCAAGCAAGGCCUCUACAUCCGCGGUAGCCACGAAAGUCUGAACACGCUGCGCGACGACCACGACUAUUCUCGACGCAUCCAGCCGCCCAAGGUGCUACGGGCCGUCAACCCGGAUCCCGAAGAGCCCUAAGGCAGUCAUCGACAUGCCUGUUUCUUUCAAAUCAUUUGUGCAUAGGUGGCUUUUUUUUCUUUCUCGUCACUUUUCUCUUUUGCCUUGGAUGGUUCCCUAUUGCGCCUUUUUUUUCUCUCUCUUUUCUAGAACGAUCCGAGUGUCAUGACCGCGUAUAUGGAACUUCGCCGCUCGGGUUCGAAUACACAUGACAAAAACAAAAGAUUUGGGGUCUUGUCGCUUUUCGAGAUACCAGGAUGGCGUUGGCAAAUUUUUUUUUUCCCUUUGUAUUUUUGGAGGGGAUAAGGCAAGAAAAAGGGGGUGGUCAACCGGACGUGUCGUCUCUGCGGUCGAGAUGAGAAGCUCGGCAAAACGAGGCGAGAUUACGAACGACGAC
Molecule: messenger RNA, 1453 nt
Organism: Trichoderma reesei QM6a
Lineage: Eukaryota; Fungi; Ascomycota; Sordariomycetes; Hypocreales; Hypocreaceae
Exons: 4
Coding region: 1-1077 (358 amino acids)
Source: RefSeq, a predicted model, not a curated record